This is a messenger RNA of Xiphophorus maculatus (southern platyfish), 1498 nucleotides long. RefSeq names its product homeobox protein OTX1 B-like. Gene Ontology annotation, molecular function: DNA-binding transcription factor activity, RNA polymerase II-specific; RNA polymerase II cis-regulatory region sequence-specific DNA binding. Bases 311 to 1342 code for a protein of 343 amino acids. Gene Ontology annotation, biological process: regulation of transcription by RNA polymerase II; multicellular organism development. The transcript is spliced from 4 exons. Gene Ontology annotation, cellular component: nucleus. Lineage: Eukaryota; Metazoa; Chordata; Actinopteri; Cyprinodontiformes; Poeciliidae. The record is from RefSeq and is a predicted model, not a curated record.
AGCAGCAGGAGAGGGAAGAGCCGCGGAUCUCUCAGACAGCGUCAUUAGGCUUUUAUUUUCAUCUUUCUUUAACGUCUCGGCCUGGAGGCUGGUGUGAAAUAACACAAGAGGAUCUGAUCUUCAAAAUAACCGAAUAAAUCUUCCCUGAUGUGGAUUUAUCUUCUAAAUAUAUGGAUAAAUAUCAUUGGUUUAAUAUUUAACGGGAAUCUACAGAGGAGAUCAAGAAAGGAGCCGACGGUCCCAGUCGAUCACCGGGGACCCGCACCUGUCCAGUCCGCCCAGAGUCCGGUCUCCCCUCGCUGCUUCUAGCAUGAUGUCUUACCUCAAACAGGCCCCGUACGGCAUGAGCGGGCUGGGCCUGAGCGGAGCCGCCAUGGACCUGCUGCACCCGUCCGUGGGCUAUCCCGCCAACCCUCGAAAGCAGCGGCGGGAACGUACAACCUUCACCCGGACGCAGCUGGACAUCCUGGAGUCUCUGUUCGCCAAAACGCGCUACCCAGACAUCUUCAUGAGAGAGGAGGUGGCGCUGAAAAUCAACCUGCCAGAGUCCAGAGUGCAGGUUUGGUUCAAGAACAGGCGAGCCAAGUGUCGGCAGCAGCAGCAGAGCAACAACAGCGCCAAGGUAAAACCAAUGAAGAAGAAGUCGUCUCCGACCAGGGAGAGCACUGGAUCCGAGAGCAGCGGCCAGUUCACUCCACCGGCCGUGUCCAGCUCUUCCUCCUCCACCUCUACCUCCUCCUCUUCCUCCUCCUCUGUCUCCUCUGGUCUUGGCGGUCCUGCUUUGAUCAGCACUUCUACCUCCGUCACCGCUCCGGUGUCGUCCAUCUGGAGCCCGGCGCCGAUCUCCCCGGCCCCGGCACCGGCCAACUUGCCCGACCCGGUCGCUCCAACCAGUGCAUCCUGCAUGCAGCGCUCCGCAACCUCCUCCUCGAACGGCGGAGCAGCUUCAUAUCCCGUAUCCUACAGCCAAACGGCGGCGGCGUACAGCCAGGGCUACCCGGCCUCGGCGUCGGGCUCCUACUUCAGCGGGGUGGAGUGUGGCUCCUACCUGGCACCCAUGCAUUCCCACCACCACCCACACCAGCUCAGCCCCAUGACUGGCUCCUCCAUGACUGGACACCCACACCACCAUAUUGGCCAGACAACGGGUCACCACCACCACCACCACCACCACCCGCCACAUCACCACCAGACGUACAGCGCGCCCGGCUUGGCCUUUAACUCCACAGACUGUCUGGAUUACAAGGAGCAGACUGCAGCUUCAGCCUGGAAGCUCAACUUCAACGCUACCGACUGUUUGGACUACAAAGACCAAGCCUCUUGGCGCUUCCAGGUUCUGUGACUUCUUUUGUCCCUUGCUUAGUAUAUUCAAAGACCUUCUUUUUGUUCGUUUUUGUAAAUUGAAGAUCCCGAAUCUAAUAGGAAAGACAUUUUUAAAGGGGCAGUGUUAUGAAAAAUUUAGGAUUUUUUUUUAGCUUUUCAUCAUGUUAUAAUCUUA